Molecule: messenger RNA, 1206 nt
Organism: Saccharomyces eubayanus
Lineage: Eukaryota; Fungi; Ascomycota; Saccharomycetes; Saccharomycetales; Saccharomycetaceae
Gene: IRC7
Product: cysteine-S-conjugate beta-lyase IRC7
Exons: 1
Coding region: 1-1206 (401 amino acids)
Biological process (GO): transsulfuration
Molecular function (GO): pyridoxal phosphate binding
Source: RefSeq, a predicted model, not a curated record
AUGGUCGACCUUACAGAAUUGUCAACUUUCGAUAUCACUACGCAACUGACCGUUAUUGGUCGUAAUCCAGACGAACAGAAUGGUUUUGUCAACCCACCGCUAUACAAGGGAUCGACCAUCAUUCACAAGAAACUUUCUGACGUAGAAAGCAUGAAAGGAAGAUUUUUUUACGGGACAGCAGGUUCUCCAACCAUCGCAAAUUUGGAAGAUGCUUGGACUCAUUUGACGGGUGCCGCUGGAACAGUGUUGUCUCCAUCUGGGCUUGGAUCGAUCACAUUGGCAUUGAUGACCCUUGCGAAGGCCGGCGAUCAUAUCCUAAUCACUGACAGUGUCUACGUGCCAACACGUGUACUAUGUGAUGGUUUACUGGCCAAGUUUGGUAUUCAGACCGAGUAUUAUGACCCAUCGGUAGGAGAGGAUAUAGAAAAACUUCUCAAGCCCAAUACAAGUGUCAUUUUCCUCGAAAGUCCGGGCUCAGGAACCAUGGAAAUCCAGGAUAUCCCAGCCUUGGUUUCUAUCGCAAAAAAACAUGGAAUAAGAACCAUCUUGGAUAACACAUGGGCGACACCACUUUUCUUCGACGCCCAUGGGCAUGGCAUUGAUAUUUCACUGGAAGCUGGGACGAAAUAUUUAGGUGGGCAUUCAGACUUUCUCCUUGGUCUAACCUCUGCUAAUCAAGAAUGCUGGCCACUAUUACGGUCAACUUACGAUGCGAUGGCUAUGUUACCAGGUGCCGACGAUUGCCAGCUGGCUUUGCGAGGAAUGCGUACUUUACAUUUAAGAUUAAAAGAGGCAGAAAGAAAAGCGCUAGACCUAGCGGCUUGGUUGGGAAACAGAGAUGAGGUUGAGAAAGUUCUUCAUCCUGCAUUUGAAGAUUGUCCUGGGCACAAGUACUGGUUACGUGAUUACAAAGGUUCCUCUGGGUUAUUCUCUAUCGUCCUCAAAGAUGGAUUUACAAGAGCCGGUCUGGAAAAUAUGGUAGAAAAGAUGAAGAUUUUUCAUCUUGGAUUCUCAUGGGGGGGUUAUGAAUCUUUAAUUACGCCUGUGAAACCAGCCAAACAAAGAAAACCCCAUAACUGGCCUCAUCGCGGUUUUGCUUUACGUAUCCAAGUGGGUCUGGAAGAACUAUCAGACUUGAAAAGAGACCUUGAAUUAGGAUUUGAACGUUUAGCAGCGGAGAUAUCCAUGACCCCGUUACAAAUUUAG